AGUCAUAAGCCGUUCGGUGACAAGGAGAGACUAUCAUCGUUUGCGCCGUGCUUGCUUAUUUAUUUGCUCGCUUUUAACUAGUGAUCCACUCCUACAACUUUUUUUUUCAAGACAACAACCCCGGAAAGUGAUAGUGAAUAAUUUGCAACAACAGGUGUGGUUGUAGUUUUAGUGGUGCGACUUAUUAAAAAAAUUCCCCACCAAUUGGAACUACUUUUUCAGGGAGGGUAGUAGUUUCUUAGUGAUAAGUGUUGGUUUUUUAUUGUGACCAUUUCAUACGAGGAUAAGCUAUAAUCUAAAUAGUGUGUGAUUUUGUGUCAUCCGCGCUGUGGUUCAUGGCCGGGAAAUGGCCAUGGGAACAGCUCUACUGAAGUCACUGCUGCCUAUAUGGAUAGUAUGUGUCGGAGUACUAAUUAUCAUACCAAAUAUUUAUGCUCAAAGUAAUCAAAAGAAGACUGGAGGUGUCGGGUUAAAGAAGGAAGUAUUCUUCCUUAACCUCGAAGAUGGAUUUUUCGGCUGUCAGGUCAACGAGUCAGUAGAUGUUCUACAAUUAUUCGAGCUAUCAAAAUUAUGCGAUGGGACGCCACAGUGCUUCAUGGCAUCUGAUGAGCUCCACAGGGAUCUCAAGUGUACAGAUGAUUGCGCACAAGCGACAGGGAAAAAGUGUCAGAAUGGUGCUUGCCUAGAAUCACAGUGUCACUGCAAUGACGGAUUCGGUGGCAAAGGAUGUGAAGUACCUGACGUCAACGAGUGUAAAUCUCGACCCUGUGACAUAUUUGCCCAUUGUACGAAUACCUUGGGCAGUUAUAAGUGCACUUGUUUUCCCGGAUAUGAAGGAAACGGCGUGGACUGCAAAGAUAUCGAUGAGUGUGCAAUUCCAGAGUUCCGUUCUCGGUGCGUGGAGAAUUCUGAGUGUUGCAACUUACCAGCUCACUUUAUUUGCAAGUGCUUACCUGGAUAUGAGGGCGAUGGGGAAGAAAAAUGCACAGAUGUCAACGAAUGUGCAGAUCCUCAUGCUUGUGGAGAGAAUGCACUUUGCCACAACACUGCCGGCAAUUAUAGUUGUUCAUGUAGUCCAGGUUUUGAAGGGAAUCCGUACGAUAAGUGUGUCGAUAUCAACGAGUGCAAUCAACGUAACGCGUGUGCGGAAGGAUCUCGCUGCAUAAAUCUCAAGGGGAGCCAUCAAUGCGAAUGUCCAAAGGGUUAUCGAGGCAACGGUUUCGAUAGUUGUGUUGACAUUAAUGAAUGCGCCGAGAAUCCCAAGGCUUGCGGUCCAGGUGCAAUUUGUACAAAUCUUCCCGGUACCUAUCAGUGCACAUGUAGUGAAGGAACAACCGGUCAACCGAACCAAGGGUGCUCUGAUCUCGAUGAAUGUGCCGUUCUGGAAAAUCCAUGCGGAACUCAUGCAAUUUGCGAAAAUACUGCACCAGGAUACAAUUGCUUGUGUCCUCAAGGUUAUGCUGCGAAACCUGACCCAAAAAUUGCAUGCGAACAGACUGAUGUUACCACCCUCUGUAAAUCCAAUUACGAUUGCGUCAACAAUGCCGAAUGUAUCGAAGGACAAUGCUUUUGCGUGGACGGAUUCAAGGCGAAAAAAUCAGAAUGUGUCGACGUCAACGAAUGCGAAUCUCCUGAAAAUCCAUGUGGACCCAAUUCAGUCUGCAUCAAUACGCCUGGAAGAUUCAGAUGUGACUGUGAUUUCGGAUUUAUCGGUGCUCCCCCAAGUCGUCCAUGCAAAGCACCGUGUGAAGGAGUGCAAUGCGGACAACACGCAUUUUGCAGACCUGACGGACCUGAAGCUUACUGCGUUUGUGAAGAUGGGUGGUCAUUCGACCCUAACAACAUCACUGCUGGAUGUCUGGAUAUCAACGAGUGUGAUGUGUCCCAUGGACCUUCGGGAAUGUGUGGUACAAUUGCAACCUGUACCAAUUUAGAAGGAGGAUUUUCUUGCUCUUGUCCUCACGGUUUUACCGGAAAUUCACAAGUCGCUUGCAUUGACAUCAACGAGUGCAACAAUCCAAAGGGUACCGCAUGCGGAGAAGGUGCAACCUGCAUCAACUCUCCGGGAAGUUUUGAGUGUGCCUGCCCUGAUGGAACUGUACCUGACCCCGACCCAAGAACGAAAUGUAUUGAAGUCAUUAAAUGUAACAAGGAUGACGACUGUCCCGGAAAUGCUUUUUGUGAUUCCGACGACAAAAAAUGCCUUUGUCCGGAACCCAACAUUGGAAAAGAUUGUAGACAUCCUUGCGAAGAAAUCCUGUGCUCCAAGAACGCAGAGUGUAUGCUUAUCAAUGGCGAAUCCCGAUGCUUAUGUCGACCCGGCUACACCGGAGCUGCCAACAAUGUUGGCGGUUGUGAAGACAUCAAUGAGUGUAGUGAAAGCAGCCCUUGCGGAACUGGAGCUAUCUGCAAAAAUCUUCCAGGCAGUUUUAGUUGCGAGUGCCCCGGAGGUUCACAACCAAUCAAUGCCACCGUACAAAACCCAUUCCAAACCGGGUGCAAAUCCAUCGUGGCCCAUGAAUGCGACGCCCGACAGCCCUGUCCUUCUGGAGAACAAUGCGUUGCCAGCGGAAGUGGUCAAAAUGUGUGCAUUUGUCUUCUAGGUUUCGCUCGUGAUCAGUCAAGUGGAAAAUGUCGCGAUAUUGACGAGUGCCUCGAAACCACAGAUAAGCUUCCCUGUGGACUUAAUGCUGUGUGCAAAAAUCUACCUGGAAGUUACGCUUGUAAUUGUCCUUCCGGAUAUAAUGGAAAUCCAUUCUUGAUCUGUGAAGAAUGCACAAGUGAGGAAUGUAAAUGCCAGCCACCUUACAAGGUCGUCAACGGAUCAUGCGUUUUUGGAAAUUGCUCGUUAACCUCACCUUGUCCCGAGGGCGCCAACUGUAUCACGGUCACGGGAGGGUUGAGCUACUGUGCUUGCCCUGCCGGAUCCGCGACAAAUCCUGACGGAUCUUGCACCGACAUAAAUGAAUGCGCUGGACCCAAUAGACCUUGUUCUAUCGGUGCUGAAUGUCACAACAAGAUUGUCCACGUCGACGGAGUUCCAUUUGAAUGUAUUUGUCCCGACGGAACGAAUGGUGAUCCCUACAACGGAGCUUGUUCCCCAUCACAAGUCAGAUGUGCGGGCGACUCCCAGUGUCGAACGAAUGAGAAAUGUAUUCAACCAGGAGAGUGUAUUUGUCCUCCACCGUUCUUCACCGAUUCUGCAGACAACAACAAAUGCAAGAGUCCUUGUGAACGAAUGAGCUGUGGAGUUUAUGCUAAAUGCAUUCCGAAUGACGUUCCAAUUUGCGUAUGCGAAGCUGGAUUUGAAGGAGACCCGAAUAUUGGAUGCAUUGAUACGAACGAGUGCGGAAAAUUCCCCAGCCCUUGCGGUGCUAACUCCACUUGCGUCAACACCAUUGGAGGUUACGAAUGUAAAACUGAUCGAAACAUUUGUCGCGCUUCUGGUGACUGUCCGGCAUCGCUAAUCUGCAAGUCUGGGACUUGUUCGGACCCAUGUUUGGCUGGCAACGGAUUCCUCCCAUGUGGAGAAAAUGCAGUUUGUGAAGCCGAAGAUCACGCCGCUUGGUGCAGAUGUUUACCUGGAUACGUGAAAGGAGCUAAUGAUGCCUGUAUAUCUGUCUGUUUGGGUGUCCAAUGCGGUACCAACGCCUAUUGCGCCCCCAGCUCGGAAGGAGUUACGUGCAAGUGUCAAGAGGGGACGACCGGAAACCCAUUUCCUGGUGGUCAAUGCAACCCCGAAGUUUGUGCCACCACCCACGCCUGUCAAGAACCCAUGGUUUGCAUUAGUGGACGAUGUAAAGAAAAGUGUGGAGACAGUCUUUGCGGGAUUGGUGCGAAGUGUGACCGCAAUAGUAAUCAGUGCGUCUGUCCAGAGUUCUUUGUUGGAAAUCCAAAAUAUAAAUGCGUUGCUCCGGCCGUUCCACCCACCUGUCAACCAAACUGUGGAACGAAUGCUCACUGUGAAUACCAGGCGAGUGGAGCAGUCUGUGUUUGCAAUGCUGGAACAAUUGGAAAUCCGUACGAAACUUGUGGAGCGGAGGAAAGAUCUUGCAACGCAGCGUCAUGUGGACCACAUGCCGUUUGCAGGGAUUCUGGAUGCGUUUGUGAGACCGGAUAUCAAGGAAACCAGCACACGGGAUGUGUCGAUAUUAAUGAAUGUGAUCAAUCUACUGGAGGAGCAAGGCCUUGUGGAGCGAACGCCAUUUGUAUUAACCUUCCCGGAAGCUACAGAUGUUUCUGCGGUGAGGGUUACGAAGGAAAUCCGUUCGAAGGAUGCACCAAACCACCUGUCGACCUAGUCGACUGUUCCAAAACGCAGUGCAAAUGUACCACGGAUCAAAACUGUCCGACCGGAUUUUCAUGCCAGAAUCGCAUCUGUAAAGAUCUCUGUUCCACCGUGACCUGUGGAUUGAAUUCGGUUUGCGUCAGCGGAAAAUGUGAAUGUGCACCCGGAUAUGUAUCGUCAGACCAAGGAUGUAAACCACAAAGCUGUAGGAACGAUGGCGACUGUACUUCUCAAGACAUCUGUUUCACUGCGGCAUACGGACUACGAAAGUGUGUCGAUGGAUGUUCUCGAAUCCAGUGUGGUCCGAAUGCUCUUUGUAUAACGGAGAACCACAAACCAGUCUGCAUUUGCCAACAGAAUUAUGUAGGAAAUCCAUCCAAUCUGCAAACCGGUUGUACCGUCGUUGGUGAAACGUUAGAUGCGUGUAAAGCCGACAAGGAUUGUUCAGAUCAACAAAUAUGUCGCCCCGAUCUCAAUGGAAUCAAAAACUGUGUGUCGCCAUGUCUCAGUUUCAGCUGCCCCUUGGAAAACGAGUUUUGUGUCACGAAAAACCGGAAACCACAAUGCCAAUGUUUGGACAACUAUAUUCGCAACCCUGAAACAUCGCUUUGUGAAUUACCUGCAUUCCCCAACUGCAAUACGGACAAGGACUGUGCCGGACAUGAAGUGUGCAAACCGGAUGGCCUUGGCGUUUUACGGUGUACUUCCGUCUGUGCUCCGGUGAACUGUCCUUCAUGCAAUUUCAUUAGCUGUUCUCUAAAUGCGGAAUGUGUCGCGGUCGAUCAUACCGGAGUUUGUCAAUGUUUGCCUGGUCAUACGGGAAAUCCAAAGGACAGAGUCGGAUGUGUCAAAAUAUCUCGGGAUCAAUGCCAAUCUGAUGUUCAAUGUAAUGAGAAUGAAGUUUGUUUGCAAAAGGAUGGCCAAUUUUCUUGCGUCCCAGUCUGUAACACAGUUCAAUGUGGCCCUGGUGCUGUAUGCGUUUCCAAUAAUCACGCUGCAGUGUGCAAAUGUCCCAGUGGAAAGUUUACUGGUGACCCCAACGACAUGUCCAAAGGAUGUAUUGAAGUGCCUUGUGUGUACAAUGAUGACUGUCCACCCACCCAACUUUGCGACCGUCUCGCUCACAAAUGUAUGGAUAUUUGUGCCGAAGACACCUGUGGUACCUCUGCAGUUUGCAUUGCAGAUAAUCACUCAUACCAGUGCAUUUGUCCCUCUGGAUUUAAGCCAGAUCCACACCCGGACAUUGGCUGCACUAGUGAAGGUACUUGCGAGAACCAUCCUUGUCAUCCUUCCGCCAUCUGCGACAACACGGCGCAAGGCGUCGUAUGCAAGUGCGCUCCAGGAACAACUGGAGACGCUUACCGAUCUGGAUGCGUUGCAACUGGUUCAAACACGUGCGCUUCGGAUGAGACCUGCCCACCAGCCACAAUUUGUGAAAGUGGAGUUUGUAAAAGUGUGUGUCAAAAUGCUUGUGGUGCUAACAGCGUGUGUUCCGUGGAGAACAGGAAGGCCAAGUGUUCUUGUGUCCCCGGAUUUGAACAAGGUCCAGGAGGGUGUGUUCGCCAAUCCAAAAAUUGUACCAGUGACGCCCAGUGUGAUGGAAGUUUGUGCAUUCGAGAUCAGUGCAAAAUCAUCUGUAGAAAUCCAAAUGACUGUGCGGAUGGAGAACGCUGCGUGUCAAGCAUGUGCAUGCUUCCUUGCAUUGGACAUCUUCAAUGUCCAGGAGGUCAAGCUUGUGCGGGAGGAUUUUGUGUCAGCGGAUGUCGAACUAGUGGCGAUUGUCUACGCGAAGAAGCUUGUGUGCACCAUCAAUGCUUGAAUGCUUGCGAGGUUGAAGGGGCCUGUGGAGCCAACAGUUUGUGUCGUGCCGUGUCGCACAGUCCACUUUGCCACUGCCCUGAAGGGUUCCAAGGAAAUCCGACCCCGUUGGAAGGAUGUGUUCGUAAGCCAUCGUACUGUUCCUCCACUCAGGACUGUUCCGAUGGUCAGCUUUGUCUCGGAGGUCUUUGCGUCGUGUCCUGUACCAAUACCGCUGAUUGUGCCAGAGGAGAACGUUGUCAGAACAAUGUCUGCGUCAAAGUUUGCUACACAGAUUCGAACUGCCAGGCAGGAGAAGUUUGUGUCGAAGGAGCUUGUCAUCCCGGGUGUCGAUCGGAUUCUGACUGUAAAGCGGCUGAAGUUUGCAUUUCCAAUAAGUGUAGAUGUGGAAAUGGAUUUGAUCACGGUCCUACUGGGUGCAGAGAUAUCAAUGAGUGUGAUAACAAACCAUGUCAUCCAAGUGCUUCUUGUCUCAACACUCCUGGAAGCUACAAGUGUAUCUGUCCUGCCGGAUUAAUCGGAGAACCAUACGAACAAGGUUGCCGAGAUGGACAAGAAUGCCAAACCUCAGAACAAUGUCCAGAAAACAUGGCGUGUCUUGCACUACCCGACGGAAAACGUAAAUGUUCUGACCCUUGUGUAGACAUUUUACCAAAAUGUGGACCAAGAGCCAAGUGUCAAGUUUCUAGUCAUAUAGCCUCCUGCGUAUGUGAGGAUGGGGAGCUGGGUGACCCAUUCAACAAAGAUACUGGAUGUUAUGUCGUGGAAUGCACAAAUUCUGACGAUUGUUCACCCGAUCGUCAAUGCGACCAAGGUUUGAAUCGCUGCGUUGACCCCUGUUUGUCAAUCGGCUGUGGAAAGGGAGCUUGUCAAGUUCACAAUCACGCUGCUUCAUGCAUUUGCUCGCAAGGAUUCGAAUUCAGGGGAAAUCUAUGCGUGGAUGUUGAUGAAUGUGCCGCAAGUCCAUGUCAUCCUUCUGCUGUGUGCAAGAACACAGUCGGAAGUUUUUCAUGUUCCUGUCCAGCUGGAACGGUACGAGAUCAAUUGGGAUGCAAGAAAGCUGGCGAAUGUUUCACAGACGUUGAGUGUCCGGAUUCUGCAUUCUGUAAAAACGGGAAAUGUGUCGACGUCUGUGAGGGAUCUUGUGGAAAGAAUGCCCAAUGUUCAUCUGAAAACCAUCAGUACACCUGCAGUUGUCCUGAACACACGCAAGGCGACCCUGCUCGAGAGUGCGUUUCUCUGGAAUGUGUCGACGGUGGAAAUGACUGUCCUUCCAACAAGGCUUGCUUCGGGAAUAAGUGCAUCGAUAUUUGUGCACUCGGAAAUAUUUGUGGGAAAUUCACCAACUGCAGCGUCGUGAAUGGAAGACCAAUUUGCACCUGCUUGCCUGGACAUUUGGGUGAUCCAAGGUUGGGCUGUGUUCCAGUUACGCCAUGUUCCGAAAGCUCCCUUUGCCCACCAUCAUCUAAAUGUAGCAACGGAAUUUGUCGCCCAAUUUGUAACUCGAAACGUGACUGCAUUGCUGACCAAUUGUGUAUUGAAGGAGUUUGUCAAGCUGCAUGCAAAGCCAACACGGAUUGUGCUUCUUUCCAAAAAUGCUUGAAUGGAAUUUGCCAAGAAUUGCCAAGAUGUCAGAAAGAUGAUGAUUGUCCGAUUGAUGAAAUGUGUCGAGAAAAUAAGUUUGGUCAAUUGGAAUGUCAGCAUGUUUGCAGCAGUUGGGCCUUGUGUGGUCGAAAUGCUGAAUGCAGUGCUCAUGAGCAUCAACCAAAAUGUGAGUGUAAGCCAGGAUUCUUCGGAAACGCUCAUGACGAUCGACUUGGCUGUCAACCGAUUGAAUGUAACAAGAACGACGAUUGUUCCAAGGAUAAGGUCUGCUCUGAGCACAAGUGUCAAGUUGCGUGCAGAGUUUCAAAUCCUUGUGUGGAAUUUGCUGUCUGUAUUUCUGAAAAUCAUCAAUCCCAGUGUCAAUGUCAACCAGGUUUUACUGGAAAUCCAGCCGAAAAGUGUACAUCCAUUGAUUUCUGCUCCCAAAAACCUUGCGGUCCAAAUGCAGUUUGCGACAACACGAGAGGAUCUUUCAAAUGUUUCUGCUCCAUCGGAACCGUUGGUGAUGCCUACACUUCUCAGGGAUGUCUUCCAGUACCUGAAUGCAAAACAAAUGCCGACUGUCCUGAAGCAACUAGAUGUGUCCGUAGAUCAGGAAGCCUUAAGUGCACAUCCGUGUGCGAAGAUGUAAAAUGUGGACCCAAUGCCGAGUGUCGUGCGAGGGGUACUGAAGGAGUCUGCUUGUGUCGUGACGAGUACCAAGGAAAUCCGAAAGAUUUAAUCCAAGGAUGCCGACCCAAACCGAAAGCAUGUAAAUCCAAUGCUGACUGCGGUUCCAACACGUUCUGCGAUGGACAAAUUUGCAAACCCCCAUGCGCCGCGGAUACUGACUGCAACGCCUCCGAAGUGUGUGUUCGAAGCCAGUGUCUCAACGCUUGUGAUGCUCCCGGAGCUUGUGGUUUGAAUGCGGCAUGCACGCCAACUCUCCACCGAAAGGUGUGCAACUGUCCUCCAGGAUUCACUGGGAACGCAGAAGUGGAAUGCGUUCGAAUUGCCGUCCCAUGUCAAAACAAGCACGAGUGUGCUGCAGGAUAUAAUUGUAUCGAAGGUCUUUGCCUACUAGAAUGUCGAGAAGACGGAGCAUGUGCCAUGAACGAGCGUUGUUUAGAAGGAAAAUGUUUAUUGACAUGUCGUGUGGAUAAUGAUUGUUUCUUGAGCCAUAUUUGUCUUAACAACAUGUGCGUCCAAGGGUGUCGAACAUCAGAUGACUGCAGCGGAGGUGAAUCAUGUAUUGGCCAAAAAUGCGCUGAUCCAUGCAAAUCCCAAGGAUGUGGUGCCAACAGUGUUUGCAAUGUUGUCAAUCAUCAACCACAAUGCUCUUGUCCUGGGAGUACCAUUCCAAACCCGACCCCACUCGUUGGAUGCGUUCGAGAACCCAAAGUCUGUACCGGAAACAGGGACUGUGCCGAAGGAUAUUUCUGCGAGAGCGGAUCUUGCCUUCCAAUCUGUUCAACGAACGGCAAUUGCUUCUCAAAUGAAAUUUGUGAUAAGGGAUUGUGCAAACCCGUCUGUCGGGUGGAUGGAGAUUGUAGGAACGGCGAAGUCUGUGAUGGCCUUAGUUGCAUUCCUGGGUGUCGAAGUGAUGACGCCUGUUUGGACUCACAAGUUUGUUCAAGCAACAAAUGCGUGGAUCCUUGUGCCUCGCCGAUUGCUUGUGGACUGAACACACAAUGCGCUGUGAAAGGACACGAAAUCACCUGUCGAUGCCUGCCUGGUCUCGUAGGAGAUUCCCGAGUAGGCUGCAAAGUGCCCGAAGUUCCUUGCGAUUCUGGAACCUCUUGUGCCAAACCGAUGGUCUGCAUUGAAAAGAUGUGCCGAAAAGCGUGUCGAGCGGAUGCCAACUGUCUUGCCGAUGAGAGGUGUAUCGGAGGUGUGUGUAAACCCUUGUGCAGUGACGACGAACAGUGUGGACCAGGGUACAUUUGUCAGCAAAGAGUUUGCCUUGCCGGAUGUAGAAGUGAUUCGCAGUGUGCCGAGGGAUUUUCUUGUAUCAAUCGUCAGUGUAAAGAUCCUUGCAAGAAUAUCCUUUGCGGACAAUGUGCCACUUGUCAAGUUGUGAAUCACGCUGCCUCAUGCUCCUGCCCGGCGGGGACAAUUGGGGACGCUCUAAUAUCCUGUGUGAAACCACCUCAACGGUGCACGGCGGAAGGAAAGUGUCCUCGAGGGUCAAAAUGUGACGGUGGCUACUGCUCAGUAACUUGCACUUCGAACGGAAACUGUGCCUGUGGUCAGACAUGUACUAGCGGAGUUUGUCGGUCACAGUGCUCCGAUGAUGCUGGAUGUCCACAGGGUCAAUUGUGUCAGAGAGGUCAAUGUGUAGCUGGUUGUCGCCAGAGUUCAGAUUGUGCACCAGACUCAGCUUGCUCAGAAGGGGAGUGUAUAGACCCGUGCCAACAUCCAAAGUCACCUUGUGGGAAAUCUGCCAUUUGCAAGUUGGACAACAAGAGGCAAGUGAUCUGCCUAUGCCCGAACGGGUAUUUUGGAGAGCCCAGCAAGGAAUGUGUACAACUCGAGUGUGGAAAAGACAGCGAUUGCAGUGCUGUCCAAGUUUGCCAUGAAGGCGUUUGUGUGAAUCCCUGCAUAAGAAAUGGAGCUUGUGGUGUAAAUGCCGUGUGUCGUGUCGCAAAUCGACGGGCUGUAUGCUCUUGUCCAAUUGGUCAUACAGGAAAUCCACUUGAUCGGUGCAAUAAAGAUGUCGACGAGUGCCUUGAAAAUCCGUGUGGACAGAAUGCACAAUGCAUCGAUACUCCAAAUGGUUAUAAGUGCACUUGUGCUCGGGGAUGUAGUGGAGAUCCAACAAGAGGAUGCGUCUGCAAAAUACCAAGUGCCUGCUCUGAUGUCAGAUGUGGAACAAAUGCCAUUUGCCUGGUUGACUCCAGUGGCGUUGGGAGAUGUUCCUGUCCAUCUAAUCACCCUCUCGGAAAUCCUUUGACCGAAUGCAAAAUUGAUCGAAUUGAUGACUGUCGAACACUUGGUUGUGGAAAAGGAGCUCUCUGUGUCAAUAUUACCGGACAAUACACCUGCCAAUGUCCCGUGGGCACUUCGGGUAACCCUGCCGUGUUCUGCGUGCAAGAAAUUCAAUGUACAUCGAAUCAAGAGUGUCCCAACGAGCAGGCUUGUGUUCGAACUGCCUGCAUCGACCCCUGUAAAAUCAGGGGAGUUUGUGGUGAAAAUGCAGUGUGUCGAGUCCUGUCACACAAACCUUGGUGUUCAUGUCCACAAUGUCAUCUUGGAAAACCAACGGAACAAUGUCGCCCAGACCCACGUUGUCACACCGAAGGAAGACCAAUGUAUCCAAAUCGACAAUGCAGCUCUAGUGAAGAUUGUCCCAAAAAUCUAGCCUGCAACGAGGCAAUCGGAAUGUGCGAAAACCCAUGUCAAUGGACAAUUGGAACCCAAUCACUCUGCACUCCUAGUCAUAAAUGCGAAGUUUUUGAACAUCGAGCAACCUGUGUGUGCAAAAUGGGGCUAGUCAUCAACGAGAAUAUGGAACUUGUCUGUCCAUUACUGAAUGUGGAAGGAUGUCGCAGUAAUUAUGAUUGUCCCGACAAUUUGGCCUGCAUUGGAACUCAGUGUCAAAGUCCCUGCUCCCAGCGUCACUGUGAUAAUGGGAAAGUGUGUAAAGUAGUAAACCACGAAGCUGCCUGUUAUUGUGAAACGAAAGAGUGCACAGCCGUGGUAUCAAUAUGUUUGAAAGACGCUGGCUGUCCAGACCAUCUAAAGUGUGUCAACUAUGUUUGCGUGGACCCAUGCAUAACGGAAAAUUGUCCAGCAGGAUGUUUCGCAAGAAAUCAUAAUGCUACGUGCAAAUUUUGUCCUGAAGGCUAUGCCCCAGAUGGUACGCGAGGAUGCAAAGAAGAAUGCAGGCAAGACAGUGACUGCCCCUCCCACUUGAAUUGUUUCAACAACAAGUGCGGCGACUUAUGUCAGAUCAACAAUCGCUGCAAUCCUUUAACUGAAAAGUGUGAAGUCCGAAAUCAUAUCCUUACCUGCAUUGGUGACACCAGUCCAAGAUGUCCGGGUGGAGCAGUGUGGGAUCCCAUAAACCGUAAUUGCGGACCAGGCUACUGCACCAACAAUGAAGAAUGCUCGUGGGAUGAGGCUUGUCAUGGGGGCCAGUGUUUGAAACCCUGUUCGGGGUAUUCCUGUGGGUCAAAUACAGUGUGCAGAAAUGUCAAUCAUAAAGCAGUUUGCUCUUGCAAGGAGGGUUUUACAGGAGAACCCACUAGAAAUUGUGCUCCUAUCAUCGCAUCCAACUUGAAAGAAUGCCAAUACAACGAUGAUUGUCCAACGAACAAGAUCUGCGAUAGGACGAAUGGUGUUUGCAGAUCGCCUUGUAUGCAAGAUACUUGCGCAAAGAAUGCCGUGUGUACUGUUCAAAAAAGAGUUGCAACGUGCAGAUGUUUCGCUGGAUACACUGGAAAUGCGUAUCAGUCCUGCAACCGACCUCCGUCUGGAUGUAGAAAUUCAGAUGAGUGUCCAAGUCACUUGGCUUGUAUUCAACGCAAAUGUCAAAGUCCUUGUAAAUGCGGAGAGAAUGCAAACUGUGAAGUAGUUAACCAUCAAGGAGUUUGUGUCUGUCCAAGAGGAUACACUGGAGAUGGUCGUAAUGGAUGCACAGAAGGAAAAAUUACAGUGGACGCUUGCCAUCCUUCACCAUGUGGCAAAGGUGCGUUAUGCGAAUCGUCGUAUCAAGGAGCAAUUUGCAAAUGCCCAAAAGGAACGACCGGAAAUCCUUUCGAACGAUGUGUUACAAACAACGGUGAAUGCCAACGAACUUCAUGUGGUCCUAACGCACAAUGUGUCGUUUCCAAUGGAAAGGAACUGUGUUACUGCUUGACAAAUUAUGUUGGAAAUCCUCCAUCAGUUCCAUGCAAAAGACCAGAAAUGUCUUGCUCACAAUCCAACUGUGGUCCAAAUACACAGUGUAUCAUUAGCGGCAAUGCAUUCCGAUGUGUUUGCGUCGACGGUUACAUAGAAAGCCCAAAUACUUUCCAUGGGUGUAUUAAAUCUGUGAAUCCAUGUAAUCCUUCCCCUUGCGCUGCGAAUGCUGUUUGUGACACGACUAGGGCAGUUCCAUGCUACUGUCCAAGUGGUACAGUUGGAAAUCCUUACGUCAACUGUUCCGUCUCUGGCGUUUUGCUAUGUCGACCUGGUCCCUGUGGAGAAAACGCUGACUGUUACGUUACAAAUGGAAACGAAGUUUGUAAAUGUAAAGGUGGAUUCAAAGGAAAUGCUUAUGAUUCAUGUCUGCGAGAUAUCAACCCGUGUUUUCCAUCACCUUGUGGUCCCAACGCAGAGUGUAAGGUGCAGGGAGAUUCCGCAGUCUGCAUGUGCAGAAAUGGCUACAAGGGUCAUCCAAUUGGAAUUCGUGGAUGUCAACCAGAGUGUACCAAGAACGAGGAAUGCCCAUGGACCCAAGCCUGUAUUAAUUUCCAGUGCGUUGAUCCGUGCGUUGGAAGUUGUGGGAUUGGAUCCGAAUGUCGUCCAGAAAAUCAUCGCCCAGUUUGUUACUGUCCUUACGGCUAUGUUGGAGAUCCAUACAUUCGAUGCACAGGUCAAAUCAUUACACCAAGACCAAAUGUACCAACCAAGCAAGACCCUUGUAGCCCAUCACCUUGUGGAGCCAAUACCAACUGCAAAGUUUCGAAUGGUCGUCCGGUUUGCACCUGUAUUAAAUCGUAUUUCGGAGAUCCAAUCAAAGGAUGUCAUCCUGAAUGCAUUGUCAACACUGAGUGCGCUCAAAAUAUGCUGUGCAGAGCCAACAAAUGCGUCAAUCCAUGUCCAGAUGCUUGUGGGGCUAACGCUCAGUGCAGCGUGGUUUACCAUUCUGUCCGAUGCACGUGCCUUUAUGGUUACUCAGGAAGCGGUUACAACAACGAAUGUGAAAAAAUCAAUGUUCCUUCUAAAGAGUAUCUCCCCGCUCGUAAUCCGUGCUACCCUUCGCCAUGUGGCCCACAUAGUAGAUGCACUGAAAGUAAUGGACAAGCAGUGUGCUCUUGCUUGGAAAAUUAUUUUGGAUCAACUCCCUAUUGCCGACCAGAGUGCAUGGAACAUGCGGAGUGCUCGUCAGAUAAGGCCUGUGCAAAUUUUAGAUGCAUUGAUCCAUGCCCAGGGGCAUGCGGAGCGAAUGCAGAAUGUAAAGUCAUUCAGCAUCGACCAAUUUGCUAUUGUGCCAAUAAUCGCGUUGGCGAUCCGUUCGUAAUGUGUAGAAAUCGACCACCUCCCAAACCCACGCCAAUAAAUCCGUGCCACCCAUCGCCAUGUGGCAGCAAUACUAUCUGCGAGGUCAAAGGCGACACUGCAGUUUGUAAAUGUAAAGAAAAUUAUUUCGGGAAUUCACGGCUAGGUUGCCAUCCCGAAUGUGUCCUUAACGACGACUGUCCUUCCAAUAGAGCUUGUGUAAAUUAUCGUUGCGUGGAUCCUUGUCCAGGAACAUGUGGAAUUAAUGCUGAUUGCAUAAUCAGGCAUCAUCAACCAAUUUGCUCAUGCAAACACGGAUUCACUGGAAAUCCUUUCUCUGUUUGCAAGAAAGAAGAACCACUUCCACCUGUCCCAGUGCGUGUUGACCCAUGCUCACCAGGUCCAUGUGGACCUUAUAGUCAAUGUCGAAGCAUUUACGAACGGGCAGUUUGUACUUGCUUACCAAAUCAUGUGGGAAAUCCACCCUAUUGUCGUCCAGAAUGUCUAGUCGAUUCUGAUUGUGUUCUUACCAGAGCUUGUCGGCAGAAUCGCUGCACAGAUCCUUGUCCCGGAAGUUGUGGUGUUAAUGCCGAAUGUAAAGUGCGAUCUCAUUCUGCGGUCUGUAUUUGUCCAAAUGGAUAUGGUGGAAAUCCGCUACUUCAAUGUUCCAAACUUGAAUAUCUUCCCCCACCAACUGCAGCACCCAGACCAAGAGAUCCAUGCGUUCCAUACCCGUGUGGUCCCAAUUCUCAAUGUCACAAUGGCGUUUGCUCCUGUCAAUCGGGAUUCUUUGGUUCUCCUCCAUACUGCAAACCAGAGUGCGUCCUCAGCGAUGAAUGCCCUCAAGAUAAGGCAUGCAUAAAAAAUCGUUGUUCAAACCCAUGCAUUCCAUCUCCGUGUGGUAUUUCGGCCUUCUGCGAAGUAAUUGCUCAUGUUCCGACUUGCCGAUGCGAAAGAAAUUUUAUCGGCGACCCUUUGAGCCAAUGCAAUCGUAUUCAACCGCAAGUGGUCAAAGACGUUUGUGUGCCAAGCCCGUGCGGAUCUAACGCCGAGUGUAGAGUUCGUAAUCAUGGAGAUUACCCUGUGGCCGUCUGCCAGUGCAUCCCACCUCACGAGGGCGACCCGUAUGUUGCUUGUCGAAGCGAAUGUGUCAGAAAUGCGGAUUGUCCACUGAAUAAGGCUUGUCAAAACUAUCGAUGUGCCGAUCCUUGUGCAGGAACGUGUGGUAUCCUCGCAAUUUGCACUGUGCAUAAUCACUCUCCAGUGUGUUCUUGCCCAGAGCGUCACGAGGGUAAUCCGUUUGACAGAUGUUCACUGAUAAACGAAAACCGAUACCUUCCACCCAAACCGUCCGACCCAUGCAGACCAUCGCCAUGUGGACCGUACAGCCAGUGUCGAGUACAAAAUAACCAAGCAACUUGUUCAUGUCUCGAACAGUACAUUGGAACUCCACCUUAUUGCCGGCCCGAAUGUGUGUCAAGUUUUGAAUGCUCUUCCGACAAGGCCUGCACGAAUAUGCGAUGCGUGAAUUCAUGCCUCAACAACCCUUGCGCACCAUCAGCAAUAUGCGACGUUCGGAACCACUCCCCUCUCUGUCGCUGUCCAGCCGGAUAUGUGGGAAAUGCUUUCAUUCAUUGUGACGUUGAACCACCACCCAUUAAAGUCGAUCAGCCCAUAGCACAUCGCGACCCCUGUUAUCCAUCUCCGUGCGGUCCAUUUUCCGAGUGUCGCACAGUCGGCGAGUCUUACGUGUGCUCCUGUCUCCCAGGUUAUCAGUUUUCAAGCCCACCAAACUGUCGACCAGAGUGUACGAUUUCUGAGGAAUGUUCCAAUGAGAAAGCGUGCAUUCGUAACACCUGUUCAGAUCCAUGUCUCGGCGCUUGUGGUUGGAACCAUGUCCAAUGCAAGGUCUUUAAUCACGUGCCAAGCUGCUUCUGCGAACCAGGCUUUGAGGGCAAUCCAUUUUCUGGAUGUACAAGGAUAGUUUUCAUCGAGCAAGACCCAUGCAACCCGUCUCCCUGUGGACAUAAUGCAAUUUGCGAAAAUAUUAAUGGUCGACCUACCUGUCGCUGCAUCGACCUUCAUCAAGGCGAUCCUUAUAUCGCAUGUCGUCCAGAAUGUGUCAUAAAUGCGGACUGCCCACUUACCAAGGCUUGUGCGCAACAACGCUGUUUCAACCCUUGUCUAUCCCCCGGGGCCUGUGGAGAAGGGGCGGAGUGUUCCGUAUUUAACCAUGCCGUCUUUUGCACCUGUCCAGCCGGCUACACAGGUCAACCACUCUCAUCUUGUCAUCCUAUUCCCCCACCUCGAAUUGAACCACAACCCAUCCUGGAUCCUUGCAUCCCAUCCCCUUGUGGACCUUACAGUCAAUGCAAGAGCAUUUACGAGCAAGCAAUUUGUUCUUGCAAUCCAGGAAAUAUUAUUGGAACGCCACCAAACUGUCGACCAGAGUGCAUCGUUUCAUCUGAUUGUCCGCUUGAUAAGGCAUGUUUGCAACAGCGGUGUUCUGAUCCUUGUCUGGAUGGACCCUGUGCCCCCAACGCUAUCUGCCGAGUUGUCAACCACAGCCCAAUUUGUAGCUGUCCAGCAGAUUAUAUCGGUGAUCCAUUCUCUGGGUGUCAACCGAAACCAAUAAUUCCAGAGGCACGCAUCGACCCUUGCAACCCAUCACCGUGUGGUCCGUUCAGUCAAUGUACAGCAGUUGGCGAUAGAGCAGCUUGUAGCUGUUUGUUGGGUUAUGUCGGCUCUCCACCUCAGUGCCGCCCCGAAUGUACAAUUGAUGCUGAGUGUCCUCAAGACUUGGCAUGUCUUCGCCAACAUUGUACUGACCCUUGCCCAGAUUCCUGCGGUUUUAAUGCAUUCUGUAAAACCAUCUUGCACCAACCCAAAUGCUACUGUGAGGAUGGACACACUGGGGAUCCGUACUCCUCUUGCGUGUUGAUUCGACCAAUUGAACCUGCCCCACCACUGGACCCCUGUAACCCAUCCCCCUGUGGUAGCAAUGCCAUUUGCACAACCCGAGACGGAGCUGGUUCUUGUCAAUGCUUGCCUGAUCAUAAAGGCGAUCCAUAUAGCGGAUGUCGGCCCGAAUGUGUCCUAAAUGCUGAUUGUCCCUCUCACAAGGCUUGCGUGAAAAACCAUUGCGUGGAUCCAUGUCCAGGACUUUGUGGAAUAAAUGCGGUCUGUUCUACUCUUAAUCAUAUCCCAACCUGCACUUGCGACUACGGACACACUGGUGAUCCUUUCCGAAGUUGUCACAGAAUUGAACCUAAACGAGAACCUGUCAUUAUCAUCGACCCGUGCAACCCAUCCCCAUGUGGGCCCAACAGCCAGUGCAGGGAGUUUAACGGGCAAGCAGUUUGCUCCUGCCUCACAAAUUUUGUCGGUUCUCCACCAAACUGUCGACCAGAGUGCGUCGUAUCUUCAGAAUGUCCACUUGACAAGGCUUGCAUUCAACAGCACUGCUCCGAUCCAUGUCUGCAAGGACCAUGUUCUGCUCAAGCAAUUUGCAAAGUGGUCAACCACUCCCCGAUUUGUACCUGUCCUCCCAACCAUCUCGGAAAUCCAUUCAUUAGCUGCACCUUCCGUGAAGAACCAAGAAUUCCACAAGAUCCUUGCUCACCAUCGCCGUGUGGACCCAACAGCCAGUGCCGUGAGAUCAAUGGAGUCGCAUCAUGUGGCUGCUUACUGGGUUAUGUUGGGGCUCCACCCAAUUGUCGACCAGAAUGUAUCAUUGAUCAAGAUUGCGCCUCGGAUAGGAGUUGUCGGCAGAUGAAGUGCACAGACCCAUGUCAAGGUCUAUGUGGUGUUAAUGCACAUUGCCGUACCGUAGCGCACAGUCCAAAUUGCUAUUGUAACAAGGGCUACAUCGGUGAUGCCUUUAACGGUUGCCACUUCCCACCAGCCCAAGAAGAGCCAAAGGUCAACAUCAUCCACAUUGAUCCCUGCAACCCCUCACCUUGUGGAUCAAAUGCUGUCUGCACGGCAAGAAAUGGUGCUGGGUCCUGUAAGUGCAUUGACUUGCAUUUCGGAGAUCCAUACACCGGAUGCAGGCCAGAGUGCGUGGUGAAUGCAGAUUGUCCACAAAAUAAGGCAUGCACUAGAAACAAAUGCGUUGAUCCAUGCCCAGGAGUCUGCGGAACGAAUGCGGAGUGUCAUGUCUACAACCAUUUGCCCAGUUGUGAAUGUAUUUCCGGAUAUCAAGGAAAUCCAUUCCAUGGUUGUCAUCUAAUUCCAAUAAGAAUUGAACCCACUCAGCCACACGAUCCCUGUCAUCCCUCGCCAUGUGGACCAUUCAGUCAAUGUCGAAAUAUCAAUGGUUCACCGUUGUGUUCUUGCCUGGAAAACUAUCUCGGGCCUCCACCAUCUUGCCGACCAGAGUGUGUGAUUUCUUCGGAAUGUCCGCUCGAUAAGGCGUGCGUGUCUCAACGUUGUUCUGAUCCAUGUCUACGAGAGCCUUGUGCACCACGAGCAGUCUGCAAAGUCCUAAAUCAUUCACCAAUUUGCUCAUGUCCACCAAAUCAUGUUGGAAAUCCUUUCGUAAGCUGUGAAUUGGAGCAAAUCAAGAAAAUUGAGACGGAUCCAUGUCAUCCAUCCCCCUGCGGUCCAAACUCGGAAUGUCGAAACAUCAAUGGUUUUGCUGCUUGUUCUUGCCAACGAAGUUUUGUGGGAUCUCCGCCCAACUGCAGACCAGAAUGCAGUAUUAAUGAAGACUGUCCUUCGGAUAAAUCCUGCUCAAAUUAUCACUGCGUUGAUCCUUGUCGAGGCGCUUGUGGCGUCAACGCGGAGUGUAGAGCUUUGAAUCAUCAAGCAGUUUGUACUUGUGCUGUUGGAUAUGACGGCGAUGCAUACAGCAGUUGCAGGCAGAUACCAAAAUACUUGCCACCCCCACCAGAUCAGGUUCAAGAUCCGUGCAAUCCAUCUCCUUGUGGGACAAAUGCUCUUUGCUCUGCAAGAAACGGGGCAGGAUCUUGUGUCUGCCAAGAAUUGUAUUUCGGUGACCCGUACGUCGGAUGCAGACCAGAAUGUGUUCAAAACAAUGAUUGCCCAACAACCAAGGCGUGCAGUCAAAAUAAAUGCAUCGAUCCAUGUAUCGGCCAGUGCGGUUACAAUGCAGAAUGCUACGUCAACAACCAUGUCGCUACGUGCCAUUGCAUCAGUCGAUUUACAGGCGAUCCUUUCCGUGGCUGUACUGAAAUCAUUGAAAUAAAACAACCAACCAACCCUUGCGUUCCAAACCCAUGUGGACCAUUUAGUCAGUGUCGAGACGUUCAUGGAAGUGCAAUCUGUUCAUGUCAGUCUUCAUAUAUCGGAUCACCUCCCAAUUGCAGACCAGAAUGCGUUUCGAACAGCGAUUGUCCCCUGGACAAGGCUUGUCAAAGAGAACGUUGUGAACCAGUUUGCGCCAACAAUGGUCCUUGCGCCCCCACCGCUUUGUGUAAGGCACACGCUCAUAGUGCAAUUUGCACUUGUCCCCCAGACCAUAAUGGGAACCCAUUCAGCGGAUGUAUGAGAAUAAUUCCGGACAGAAUUAUUGUCCCUGUCAAUCCAUGCGACCCCAAUCCAUGCGGACCAUUUUCAAGUUGUAAAGAAAUCAAUGAUGGCCCAGCUUGCAGUUGUCUAGAAAGCUAUAUAGGACGGCCACCCUUCUGUAAACCAGAAUGUACCAUUUCGCCCGAUUGCCCUGCCGAUAAAGCUUGCGUGAGACAACGUUGUGUCGAAGUUUGCGACGGUGUUUGUGGAUACAAUACGGAUUGUCGAGCUGUAAAUCAUGAACCAAUAUGUACCUGUAUCGUUGGAUAUAUUGGCGACCCGUAUCGCGGAUGUUCACCCAAGCCACCCGAACCUCCACAAAGAAUUGAUGAGAUUGUCGACCCCUGUAACCCUUCACCUUGCGGAAGCAAUGCCAUUUGUACAACAAGAAAUGGAGCAGGUUCAUGCAAAUGCAUUGAUCUGUACCUCGGCGACCCGUACAGUGGAUGUCGACCUGAAUGUGUUCAAAAUGAUGACUGCCCUCAAAAUAAGGCCUGCGUUCAGUUCAGAUGCGUGGAUCCAUGUCCAGGCACUUGUGGAAUAAACGCGGAAUGCCACGUUCGAAAUCAUGUUCCUUCAUGUCAAUGUUUCCCAGGAUACACCGGUGACCCAUUCCGUUCGUGUCAUCAACCUCCCCCAGAAAUUGUGAAGCAGGAACCACGAGAUCCCUGCCAACCAUCACCGUGUGGACCGUACAGUCAGUGUCGAGUUGUUGGAGAAAGUGCAAUUUGUUCCUGCCUGCCUUCGUAUAUCGGAUCUCCACCAAAUUGCCGACCUGAAUGUGUCUCCAGCUCGGAAUGUGAGUUGACAAAGAGUUGCGUCAAUCAACGUUGCGUCCCAGUUUGUCCAGGACCCUGUGCCCACAAUGCCGUUUGUCGUGCUGUGAAUCAUGUUGCCAUCUGUGCAUGCGACAGAGAUUUUAUUGGGGAUCCAUUCGUCGGCUGUCAACAAAAACCACCUGUUCGAGAGCAUGUAGUCACGAAUCCAUGUGUACCAUCGCCCUGUGGUCCGAACGCUGAAUGCCGCAACAUUAAUGGAGUUGCUUCCUGCAGUUGUUUGCCAUCGUUUUUGGGAGCGCCACCAAAUUGCAGGCCGGAAUGCGUGGUGAAUGAUGAGUGCCCAAGUGAUCGGGCAUGUGUUCAAAAUCACUGCAUCGACCCUUGUCUAGGUUCUUGUGGUUCGAACGCGUACUGUCGCACGGUUUCACAUUCACCGAAUUGCUACUGCUUGGACAACUUUGUGGGUGAUCCAUUCAACGGGUGUUAUCAAAGACAAGAGGAGAGAGUGCCACAGCUUCCCACAGAUCCUUGCAACCCCUCACCUUGCGGAAGCAAUGCGGUCUGCACUGCCAGAAAUGGAGCUGGAGCUUGCAAAUGUAUCGAACUCCAUUUUGGAGACCCGUACACUGGAUGUCGACCCGAAUGUGUUCUCAACGAUGAUUGCCCUCAAAACAAGGCCUGCAGACAGAAUCGCUGCAUUGAUCCAUGUCCCGGAGUUUGUGGUAUCAACGCCGAGUGUGUCGUAUACAAUCAUGUCCCCAAUUGUGAAUGUAUCGUAGGACAUCAAGGAAAUGCAUUUAGAGCUUGUAUGAAAAUUGUCGAGCCAAUUCGUGUCAUCGAACAACCACAAGACCCAUGUCAGCCCAACCCCUGUGGACCCAAUAGCGUCUGCAGAGUUCAAAAUGGUUUGGCAGUUUGCUCAUGUCUGCAAAACUUUAUCGGAACGCCACCCUCUUGUAGGCCAGAAUGCGUCACAAGCUCAGAAUGUGAUUUGACCAAGGCUUGCGUGCAACAACGUUGCGUCGCGGUUUGUCCAGGACCUUGCGCUUCUAACGCUGUCUGUCGUGCUGUUAAUCAUGCGCCAAUUUGUUCAUGCGGAGUGGACCUUAUUGGUGAUGGAUUUUCAAGAUGUCAACCAAAACCACCCGUCAGACUAGAAGAACCACAGGACCCAUGCAACCCGUCGCCAUGUGGCCCUAAUUCCGAAUGCAGGAACAUCAACGGCGCUGCGGCCUGUUCUUGCGCCAGAGAUUACUUUGGAUCGCCACCAAAUUGUAGACCAGAGUGCACCAUCCCUCAAGAAUGUCCGGGUGAUCAGACAUGUACUAGAAACAAGUGUGUCCCAGUUUGUCUAGGCGCUUGUGGAUUUAAUGCGGAGUGUCGUGGCAUCAACCAUUCUCCAAAUUGCUACUGUCAUCAAGGAUACACCGGAAAUGCUCUUCAUGGAUGUUACGAAAUCGUUCCAGAAAUCAAACAAGAACCACAAAAUCCAUGCAUACCCAGUCCCUGUGGAAUCAAUGCUCGUUGUGAAAAUAGAAAUGAAGCAGCAGCCUGCGUUUGUAACCCGGAAACUUUUGGUGAUCCUUAUGUCGAAUGUCGCCCAGAAUGCGUGAUCUCUGCAGAUUGCCCCUACAACAAGGCAUGCAGUCAACAACAAAAGUGCUACGAUCCUUGCCCAGGUGCUUGUGGGUACAAUGCUCAGUGUGACGUCGUGAACCACUCCCCGAUUUGCUCAUGUUUACCUGGCUACACUGGCGAACCACUGAGUGGAUGUCGAAACAUUCCACCACCACCACCGCCUACGAAAAUCGAGGUCAAGAGAGACCCCUGCAACCCAUCCCCUUGUGGACCCUACAGUCAGUGCCGAACUGUGGGAGAUAGCGCGAUUUGUAGUUGUCUCCCCAAUUACGUGGGAUCGCCACCAUCCUGUCGACCUGAAUGUGUUACCAGCUCAGAGUGUGAAUUGACAAAGGCAUGCAUUAAUCAGAAAUGUGCCGAUCCUUGCCCAGGACCAUGUGCCCCAACUGCCAAUUGCAAAGUGAUUAACCACUCCCCCAUUUGCUCAUGUCCUCCAAAUUACGAAGGAGAUGCUUUCUACGGUUGUCACGAGAUUAGAAAAGCUCCAGAACCCGAACCCAGGGAUCCAUGCAACCCCUCACCAUGCGGUCUCAAUGCGGAUUGCCGAGAUAAUAACGGGGUCCCAUCUUGCACUUGUCGCCAAGGAUUUAUCGGAAAUCCUCCAAAUUGUAGAUAUGAAUGUUCCAUUGAUCAAGACUGCAGACAAGACCAAGCUUGUAUUCGGACUAAAUGUCGAUCACCUUGUGAUGGUGUUUGUGGCGUAAAUGCUGAAUGUCGAGUUAUUAAUCACGCCUCAAGAUGCCACUGUAUUCCCGGAUAUGAAGGAAAUCCGUUCUUUGAAUGUAAAUUGAUUCAAGUUAAACAAAUUGAACCCGAGAGAGAUCCUUGCAACCCUUCACCUUGUGGAAGUAAUGCAAGGUGCACGACGAGAAAUGGUGCAGGUUCAUGCCAGUGUAUCGAAGAAUAUUUUGGAGACCCUUACGUCGGAUGCCAGCCAGAAUGCACAAUUAACAAUGAUUGUGAUCGGUCCAAGGCAUGCAAGGACUACCACUGUCGAGAUCCAUGUCCCGGAGUGUGUGGAACCAAUGCAAUUUGUAGCGUUGUAAACCACUCCCCCAUCUGCCAAUGUCCACCAGGAUAUACGGGAUCUCCUUUCUCAGCUUGUCACGAAAUAAUACCCGAACGUGUCCAAGUACCAACGGACCCCUGCAAUCCGUCGCCGUGUGGUCCAUUCAGUCGCUGUCGAAACAACAACGGAUAUGCAAUUUGCACCUGUGAAGCUGGAUAUAUUGGAUCACCACCAAGUUGUAGGCCAGAGUGCACGGUAGACUCCGAUUGUAGUUUUACCAAGCAGUGCAGAAACAACAAAUGUCAAGAAGCAUGUCUCAAUUCACCAUGUGGCUCGAAUGCCUACUGCAAAGCUAGAAACCACUCGCCAACGUGCGUCUGCAAUGACGGAUACGAAGGAGACCCAUUUUCAGCUUGUCGAUUGAGACAACAACCUAAACAAGACGUGAGGAUCGAUCCCUGCAACCCGUCCCCCUGCGGACCUAAUGCAAUUUGUAGGACAGUCGGAGCCAGUGCCAGUUGCGCUUGUCUCGAGGGUUUUGUUGGUCGUCCUCCAAAUUGUAAACCAGAAUGUAUCGUUAACGAAGACUGUGCACAGGAUAGAGCUUGCUUAAAUCAACGUUGCUCAGAUCCCUGUGGUCAAUGCGGAGUCAAUGCAGACUGUCGCGUUAUUCGACACAAUGCUCAAUGCGAAUGUAGAGUGGGAUACACCGGCUCUCCACAAAGCUACUGUUAUCCAAUAGAGAGAAGUACUCCAGCUCCGAUCGUCAUUCCGUUAGCCCAACCCUGCAACCCAUCACCCUGUGGAAGAAACGCCGUUUGUCGAGAAGUCAGUGGGGCUGGAGCUUGUGAGUGUCGCCAUGGAAUGAUGGGAGAUCCCUACGUCGAGUGCAAGUUCGAGUGUGAAAUUGAUUCAGACUGUGAUACCCGAAAGGCUUGCACGCUCAACAAAUGUCAAGAAGUUUGCAACGGUGCUUGCGGAAUUAACGCUCUGUGCACGGCUGAGAGACACGUUCCCGUUUGCACGUGCCCUGAUGGCUACAUUGGAAACGCAUUUGUGAGAUGCUAUCCAAAACCAGAGGAACGACAACCUCCUCCAGUACCCAUUGAUCCAUGCUACCCAUCACCGUGUGGACCUUACAGUCAGUGUCGAAAUGUUGGUGGCAGUGCAAUUUGUUCAUGUCUGGCCACCUAUAUCGGCUCACCACCAAAUUGUCGACCUGAAUGUGUCACUUCUUCCGAGUGUGACUUGACAAAAGCAUGUGUUCGGCAACGUUGUGAAGAUCCCUGUAUUGGCGUUUGUGGUGCAAAUGCGAUAUGCAAAGUCAUCAAUCACAAUGUUUUCUGCACUUGUCCCUCUGGCUAUGUCGGAGAUCCAUUUGUCCAUUGUUCCAUUGCACCACAAAAAGUGGAAGAACCAAGACAAAGAAUUGAUCCCUGCAACCCAUCCCCGUGCGGACCAUACUCUCAAUGUCGAGCUAAUGGAGAACAAGCUAGCUGCACCUGUCUGGAAAAAUAUAUCGGAUCUCCACCCAACUGCAGACCAGAAUGCGUCACAUCAAAUGAAUGUCCAAACGACAAAGCAUGUUUGCAAGAACGCUGCUCAGACCCAUGUCCUGGAAGCUGUGGGUACAAUGCUCACUGUAAUGUCAUCAACCAUGCCGCGACUUGCACAUGUGAUAACCAGUUUACUGGUGACCCAUUCAGUCAGUGUUAUCCUAUCCCCGUCGCUCCACCAGUUCGAACUGAUCCCUGCAACCCGUCCCCGUGUGGAAGUAAUGCGGUUUGUACAGAACGCUAUGGUACAGGAUCGUGCCAAUGCUUGCCAGAAUAUUUUGGUGAUCCGUACACUGGAUGUCGUCCCGAAUGUGUGACCAACAACGACUGCCCGAGCAAUAAGGCUUGUCAAAACCAAAAAUGCGUCGACCCAUGCCCCGGUGUUUGUGGAAUUAACGCUGAAUGUGCUGCCGUUAACCAUAAUGCGAUCUGUACCUGCAUUUUGGGACAUGUGGGAAAUCCGUUUUACAUGUGUCGUCGUCAAGAAAUACCACCACCGCCACGAUAUGACGUAAAACGAGACCCGUGCAACCCAUCCCCAUGCGGCCCUUAUAGUCAAUGCAGAGAAGUUUCGGAAAAUGCAAUUUGCACUUGUUUGCCUACAUAUGUCGGCUCCCCACCCAAUUGUCGACCUGAAUGCGUGCAGAACAGCGAUUGUCCCAACCACUUGGCCUGCAUUCAAGAAAAGUGUCGAGAUCCUUGUCCUGGAGUUUGUGGAUACGGAGCAGUAUGCCGAGUCCACGCCCACUCUCCGAUUUGCUCUUGUCCAGCCGACUUUACGGGUGAUCCAUUCCGUGGAUGCACUAGGAUUCCACCGCCCCCACCCGAACCGAAGCAGCCAGUACAAAGAGUAGACCCUUGUCUGAACAAUGGCCCUUGUGGUCAGUACGCCUACUGUCGAGCUGUAGGAGAUGUCGCUCAGUGCCACUGUUAUGAGAAUUAUAUUGGUUCACCACCCAACUGUAGACCGGAAUGCACAACUAAUCAGGAAUGUCCGAAAACGAAGGCAUGCGUUGCACAAAAAUGUGUGGAUGCUUGCAGAUCAGAUACUUGUGCACCAUCCGCACAAUGUCAAGCUGUAAAUCAUGCUGCAGUUUGCAUUUGUCCCCCAGGAACGACAGGUGAUCCAUUCAGCAAUUGCUACCCCAUUCCUCCCGAACCUGUUGCAGAACGCCGUGACCCAUGUAAUCCAUCUCCAUGUGGGACAGGUGCGUAUUGCAAGGCUUAUGGGGACCGAGCUUCAUGCCAUUGUAUCGACCUUUAUCAUGGUGAUCCAUACGUAGCCUGCAGACCAGAAUGUAUUUCAAAUAACGAUUGUCCAACGUCCAAGGCCUGUAACCAACACAGAUGCACAGAUCCAUGUCCUGGUGUAUGUGGAAUCAACGCAAGAUGCGACGUCAUCCAGCAUAUUCCUGUCUGCACGUGUUACGAAAAAUAUACGGGUGAUCCGUUCACUCGGUGUCAUCCUAUCCCUGUUGCCCCUCCAGUUCGUGUCGAUCCAUGCAACCCAUCGCCAUGUGGACCCUUCAGUGAAUGUCGAAAUGGAGUCUGCUCUUGCAAACAAACGUACAUAGGAUCACCUCCCAAUUGCAGACCCGAAUGCGUUUCCAAUUCGGAAUGUCCUCUGGACAAGGCUUGUGAGAAUCAGCGAUGUGAACCACCCUGUCAGAAAAACCCAUGUGCCUCCAAUGCCAUCUGCAAAGUUCGGAAUCAUUCCCCCAUUUGUACAUGCCCAGAAAACCAUCAAGGAGAUCCAUUCAUCCGCUGCUAUCCAAUUGAAAGACUCCCAGAACCAGUUGCUCGAGAUCCAUGUGAGCCUUCGCCUUGUGGACCGAACGCCGUUUGCCGAGUGACUGGUUACGGAAAUGGAUACAGUUGCUCCUGCCUGCCUCGGUACAUUGGAGAACCUCCUUUUUGCCGAGCAGAGUGUGUCGUCAACAGUGAUUGUCCAAGUAAUAGGGCGUGCAACCAAGAGCAAAAGUGCUACGACCCAUGCCCCGGCGUUUGUGGAGUUAAUGCAUAUUGCACAGCUAUCAACCAUGCUCCCGUGUGUACAUGUAACUCUGGAUAUGAAGGCGAUCCGUUUAGAUAUUGUUCCCUCCCAGUCAAAGUACAACCUCAGCCAACCGACCCUUGUUAUCCGUCACCAUGUGGAAGCAAUGCAAUUUGCACCGUGCGAAACGAAGCAGCUUCUUGCAAGUGCUUGGCCGGAUAUUUUGGAGAUCCGUUUGUUGGUUGCAAACCGGAAUGCGUGGUCAAUGACGAUUGCCCGUACAACAAGGCAUGCAAAUCUCAGAAAUGUGUCGAUCCAUGUCCUGGUGUUUGUGGGGUGAAUGCAUAUUGCGAAGUCCAAAAUCACAACCCAAUAUGUACGUGUACGGCUGGCUAUGUGGGAGAUGCUUACUCGGGAUGCAGAUUGCCACCACCUCCUCCCACUUCUCCACCCGUUCGAAUUGACCCUUGCAGUCCGUCGCCUUGCGGUCCAUACAGCAAAUGCAGAGAACAAUCUGGUAGCGCAGUUUGCACAUGUUUGCCAACGUACGUGGGGUCUCCACCAAAUUGCAGACCUGAAUGUGUCGCAAACAGCGAUUGCCCUCAACAUCUGGCAUGUAGGAAUCAACGAUGUACUGACCCUUGUCCUGGAACAUGCGGUUACUUGGCGGAAUGCAAAGUUGUUCAGCAUAAUGCCAUUUGUUCUUGCAUUGCUGGCCAUACCGGUGACCCAUUUUCCGGUUGUCGACGAAUCCCACCUCCACCUCCGGUCAAAAUUGAACCAGUCGACCCAUGCUAUCCAUCCCCGUGUGGACCAAAUGCUGACUGCACUGCUGUCAACGGACGAGCCGAAUGCCAUUGCAGACCUACAUAUAUUGGUUCACCGCCAAAUUGUAGGCCCGAAUGCAGCUCCAAUGAUAAUUGUCCCCUCCACCUGGCUUGCAUAAACUCGAAAUGUCAAGAUCCUUGUCCAGGAUCCUGCGGUGCCAAUGCCGUCUGCAAUGUUAUCAAUCAUCGUUCCUCUUGCACUUGCCUUCCUGGACAUGUCGGCGACCCUUUCACCUACUGCUACGUGGAACAGAAACGCGAACCUGCUCGCGUCGAAUACCUUGACCCAUGCAACCCCUCUCCGUGUGGACAGAACGCCGUGUGCUCGAGUCGACAAGGUGCUGCUGCCUGCACUUGCAUCAAAGAUUAUUUUGGAGAUCCCUAUGUCGCCUGUCGUCCAGAAUGCGUGACGAACGCAGAUUGUCCAAAUGAUAAGGCUUGUCGCAAUUUACAUUGUACGGACCCAUGUCCAGGAACAUGUGGAGUAAAUGCGGUUUGCAGAACUCUGAACCAUUCGCCAACUUGCACAUGCUUCGAAGGAUACGAAGGAGAUCCGUUCAGUGCAUGCAGACUUCGACCACCACCACCAAAACCACAAGUUAAGGUGGAUCCUUGCAACCCGUCGCCAUGUGGUCCGUUUAGCCAAUGCAGAGAACAGUAUGGAAGUGCAAUCUGCUCCUGUUUGUCGACCUAUAUCGGAUCACCACCCAAUUGCCGACCAGAAUGUACCGUCAACAGCGAUUGUUCCUUGACACUCGCAUGUAAAAAUCAAAAGUGUGUUCCACCCUGUCCAGCAUGCGGUACUGGCGCGGAUUGCCGUGUCAUUUCACACUCUGCGAUUUGCUCAUGUCCUCCCGGGUUCGAAGGAGAUCCGUUUUAUCAGUGCACUCGAAUUCAAGAACCGAUUAAAAUUGUGCAUGAACAGCCAAAGGUGACCGUCAAUCCAUGUGUUCCAUCACCUUGUGGACCAUAUUCUGAAUGCUACGCUAGUGGUCCCAAUCCAACCUGUACAUGCAAAGUUGGAUAUUUUGGAUAUCCUCCACAAUGUCGACCAGAGUGCGUCACGUCCAAUGAUUGUCCAAAUGAUAAAGCAUGUUUCAACGAACGCUGCUCAGACCCAUGUCCUGGAGCUUGUGGUUGGAACACUAUUUGCCAGGUUGUCAACCAUUCUCCAAUCUGCACGUGUGAAUCUGGUUAUGAGGGAGACGCUUUCCGUGGCUGCUCCAGAAUUCCUGUCCGAGAAAUCAAACCAACUCCAAAGGACCCUUGCGCCUUGUGCGGAACUAAUGCCAUCUGCGAAAAUGGUGUGUGCAAAUGUCGUCCAGAAUACUUUGGGGAUCCAUAUGUCGCCUGUCGUCCAGAAUGCAGUAUCAACAGCGAUUGUCCAAGUAACAAGGCUUGUAGGAAUUUCAAGUGUCAAGAUCCGUGCCCCGGAGUGUGUGGAAUCAAUGCACAUUGCACAGUUGUUAACCAUGCUCCAAUCUGCUCAUGCGACAACGGCUACAUUGGCGAUCCCUUCGUUUCCUGUCGAUUGAGACCAUCCCCACCACCUCCCAUAGUCAAGCGAGACCCAUGCAACCCCUCCCCUUGUGGUCCAUUCAGUCAAUGUAGAGAACAGUAUGGAAGUGCAAUUUGCACCUGUUUGUCAUCUUAUAUAGGAUCACCACCUAAUUGCAGACCUGAAUGCGUCAGCAACAGUGAUUGUCCACUUCAUUUGGCUUGCAGUCAAGAAAAGUGUCGAGAUCCUUGUCCUGGAAGUUGUGGUCAAGGUGCCUUGUGCCGUGUGGUCAAUCAUUCCCCUGUCUGCGUCUGUGAAAAUGGAUACACGGGUGAUCCCUUCGUCGCUUGCCGUAUUCAACGUGUCGAAAUUCCCCCACCCAUUACUCGAGAUCCAUGCAAUCCUAACCCAUGCGGACCAAAUAGUCAGUGUCGAGAUGUUGGUGGAAGUGCAAUUUGUUCUUGCCUGCCUACAUAUUUCGGCUCCCCACCAAAUUGUGGACCGGAAUGUUCAGUCAACGCAGAUUGUCCUUUGAAUCGAGCUUGUCUGCGAAAUCGUUGUGCAGACCCGUGUCCUGGAAGUUGUUCGUCCACAGCAAUUUGUACCGUCAUCAAUCACUCGCCAGUUUGCUCUUGUCCUGAAGGCUACUCCGGGGAUGGCUUUACAUACUGCCGCAUUAUCACAAAAGUGGAAAAGACUAGACCAUGUCAACAAGCUUCUUGUGGAGACAAUGCAGUUUGCACAGAACAUGGAGAAUCUUCUUACAAAUGCUCCUGCCUGCCUAACUAUUUUGGUGAUCCCUACGUCCGUUGUAAGCCGGUUUGUCUGGUCGACAGUGAUUGUCCAAACGACAAGUAUUGUUAUAAUACGAUCCGUUGCGACGAUCCUUGUCCUGGAAGCUGUGGUCAGAAUGCGGAAUGCAAAGCUGUCUAUCAUCGAGCAAUGUGCACCUGCUUGCCUGGAUACACCGGAAACCCGACGACAUACUGUAGAAGAAUUGAAAUUCCAAUCGUAAAAGAACCAGAAAUUGUUUGCGGUUUGAAUGCAGAAAUACGAGUUGUGAACGGAAGGAAGACUUGUGUCUGCAGGUCAGAGUAUUUCGGAAAUCCAUUAGUUGGAUGCAGACCAGAAUGCACGGUCGACUCGGAUUGUGACCAAACCAAGAGUUGCCUUCGUCUUAAAUGUGUCGACGCUUGUUCCACCAGUGUUUGUGGACACAGAGCAAUAUGCGAAGCUCGAAAUCAUCGACCAGUCUGCAAAUGUCCACCCAAUUUGACCGGAAAUCCAUACGCUCAAUGUAACGAAAUACCAGUGAGAGUAGAACCAGAACCAAUAGCUGAUCCCUGCUAUCCCUCGCCUUGCGGGUUGAACGCCAUUUGUACUUCAAGGCCUGGAUCACGAAACGCUGUGUGCUCAUGCCCUCCAAAUCUGCGCUAUGGUUCUCCAUACAUUGAAUGCAAGCCGGAAUGCGUCGUCAACUCGGAAUGCCCUUACUACCAAGCCUGUAUUUCUCAAAAGUGCCAAGAUCCCUGUGUGACCAACUCCUUCGAGCACGGCAGUGGAGGAUACCAAGUCUGUGGAGCAAAUGCAUUGUGCAAAACUGUGAAUCAUGCUGCAACCUGUUACUGUCCACCCGGUCUGGAAGGCAACCCUCGAGUUCGAUGUGAAACUGUGAGAAUUGUUCCAAAGCCAGAAUGUGAAAGAGACGACGACUGUCCAACCGACAAAACGUGUGUCAAUCAAGUCUGUAAACCUGCUUGCGCCAACAAUCCAUGCGCCGUUAACGCCGAAUGCAGAGCUUUCAAUCACAGACUUACAUGCGCCUGUAGACCUGACUAUACCGGAGACCCGUACAGACAAUGUAUUCCAGUCGGAUGUCAAUCCUCUGAAGAAUGUCCGUACACUGAAGCCUGUAUAAAUCGUCGUUGUCAACCAGCCUGUUUAUUUGACAAGUGUGGAAUAAAUGCGGAAUGUCGAGCAGUAGCACAUCGGGCUGAGUGUUAUUGUCCCCCAAGAUUUUAUGGAAAUCCGCGAGUCCAAUGUGAACGUCCUCAGUGCACCACGGAUGAAGAGUGCCCUCAACAUUUAGCUUGUGAAAAUGAGAAAUGCGUCAACCCAUGCAAAUGUCCCCCAUCCGCUAUUUGCAAUGUCUUCAAUCACCGACCAGUUUGCACCUGUCCUGCCGGAUUUACUGGGAACCCAACCAGCAAUUGCUCCCCAAUCCCAACCCCUGUCCAAGUUAAGUACGAGUGCGAGACGGACGGAGAUUGUCCUAGCCGACAAGCCUGUAUUGAGCGUUCCUGCAAAAAUCCAUGCCUGCAUGGGAAACCGUGCGGUGUUGGAGCCGAAUGUUAUGUCCAUAACACCUUGCCCAACCGAUUAAUGACAUGUCAAUGUCUUCGAGGUCUUAUUGGAAAUGCUCGUGUUGAGUGUAGACAACCGGAAGUUAUCGGAUGCAGAAGUGAUGACGAAUGUGGCGACCAAGAAGCCUGUCGCAAUGGCGUGUGUAUCAAUCCAUGUCGAGACAUUAAUCCGUGUGCUCCAUCAGCAAUUUGUGAAGUUGUCAGACAUCAAGCCAAAUGUUCCUGCAGUCCUGGACUGGUGGGCGACCCGUAUAGAAACUGUUUCGCAGUUGCUGCACGACCUUCGAGAAAAUGUGCCACUGACGAUGAAUGCUUUAAUAAUAAUGUGUGCUGGAAAAAAAGCUGCCAUAAUCCCUGCUUUGUUUCUAAUGUGUGUCCUGAGUCGACGAUUUGCAAAGCUUUCGAGCAUGAGGCGUUCUGUUGUCCUCGAUCAAUUGGGGAGAAUGAUGCAUGCUUUCCAGCUCCGCCAGUACCGCAACCAGAAUGUACUCAAGAUAAUGAUUGUGCCGAUGAUAAGGCUUGCGUGUCACAAGUUUGUCAGUCAGUAUGUGCGGUACAAAACCCAUGUGCAGCCAACGCUAUUUGUAGAGCUCAGUUCCACCGACCUCUCUGCGUUUGUCCGGUGGGAUGGGCUGGAAAUCCACAAGUUAGAUGUUACCAACCGGAAUGUGUGCAAGAUUCGGACUGUCCAACAGAUAGGCAGUGUAUCUCAGAAAAAUGUGUCGACCCGUGCAGAUCUUCAUCAUGCCCUGUGACAGCAAAUUGUAGAGCUGUCGCACAUCGAGCACAGUGUUAUUGUCCACCUGGAAGUCAAGGAAAUCCGUUGAUAUCUUGCGUUGUUGUGGGUUGCUCAUCUGAUAACGAUUGUAAUGAGGAUGAAAGCUGUGAUCACGUGAAUCGAGUUUGUCGCCGAGUUUGUACACCGACCACUUGUGCUCAGAGAGCAUACUGUGAAGGCAGACAUCAUCAAGCUAUCUGUCAAUGUCCUAGUAAUACCAGAGGGGACCCGUACGUACGAUGCAUCGAAGAUGUCAAAAAACCAUCCGAACCUGAACGAGAGUGCGAAGAGGACUCCAACUGUCGCAGCCACAUGAGUUGCGUCAAUUUCCAUUGUGUCGACCCCUGUGCAAUCAGCAACCCUUGCAGUCCAUUGCAACAAUGUAGAGUGAUGAACACGGUGCCAUUCCGCGCAAUUGUUUGCGAAUGUCCUAGCGAUACCAAGUUCAUGAAUGGAGCAUGUGUCAAAAUUACAACGGAAACUGUUGGUUGCAAAUCAGACUCGGACUGUAAUUUGAACGAAAAGUGUCAACGUGGAGCGUGUAUUGAUGCUUGUCUUCUGGAAAGCUGUGGAUACAAUGCCAUCUGCAGAGCUGCAAACCACAAUGGAAUUUGCUAUUGUCCUGCGGGAUUGGAAGGUGAUCCUCGCGUUAGAUGUUCAGAACCUCCCCGACCAAAGUAUGAAUGCGUCGUUGAUUCCGACUGUGCGGAUGACCUCGCAUGUACCAAUAAUUACUGCUCGAGCCCAUGUAAUACGGCCACCUGUGCGCCGAAUGCCUUAUGCCACGUGGAAUAUCACAACCCCAUCUGCCGAUGUCCACAAGGCUUAGAGGGAAAUCCUCGCAUAGAAUGCAAAAUUCGCGAAUCUGCUCCACCUCAAGUUGGAUGUGCCUCUUCCGAUGAAUGCCCAUCCAACUUGGCCUGUAUUAACAGGGCUUGCGUCAAUCCCUGCCAAUGUGGACCCAAUGCCCAAUGCAACGUCCAAAGUCAUAUCCCCAUUUGCACCUGCAGCGCAGGUUAUUCUGGAAAUCCCAACUAUGGUUGCUUCCAACUCGGAUGCUCUCAUGACGGAGAAUGCGCUAACACCCAAGUUUGCAGUAAUCGACAGUGCAUUGACGCGUGUCGAUUGAGCAAUCCAUGCGCAAUUACAGCCACUUGUUUCGGGCAAAACCACCGUUCGAAUUGUAAAUGUUUGCCAGGAUUGGAAGGCGAUCCGUUUGUACGAUGUGAAUCACCCGGAUGCUCGACGCACAACGAUUGUCCACUAGACAAAGUCUGCAAAGAACGCAAAUGUGUCAACCCAUGUUAUUAUGAUAACCGAUGCGCUUCCAACGCCGUGUGCCGACCUGCAAACCACGCCGCUAUUUGUCAUUGUCCGGAAAAUCUCCCUCGUGGAAAUCCAUUCUCAUUCUGCGAAAGGCUCGACGUUGUGGCACCACCUCCACAAUGCGUCUACGAUUACGAGUGUGACAGUAACUUGGCUUGCUUCUCUGGUGAAUGUAAAAACCCGUGUACGGAAAUUGGUCCAUGCGAUUCUAGUGCUGUUUGCAAAGUCAUCAACUCCACGCCUGUACGGACAUUAAUGUGCAUCUGCCCUGAGAACUGGGCACCCAAUGAAAAUGGCCAAUGUCGACCUGUCGUGCCAGCCUUACCUCCACCAGGUUGCACCUCUGACAACGAAUGUCCGUCUGAUGAAGCUUGCAUAAACAGUGUAUGCCGUUCCCCAUGUCUUUGUGGUCAAGGAGCGUCAUGCCACGUUACUAACCACCGGUCAAUUUGUAGCUGUAAAGAAGGAUUUGAAGGGAAUCCCAACAUUGCUUGUUAUCCUGUUGGCUGCCGUUCGGACGAUGAGUGUGACUCCAACAAAGCUUGCGUUCAAGGGGAAUGUGUCAACAUUUGUCUUCUCGAUCAUACUUGUGGCACGAAUGCGGACUGUAUUGCCAUCAGACACAGAGCCGAGUGCCAAUGUCGCCCAGGAUUUAGAGGAGAUCCGUACGUGGCUUGCAAGGUUAUUGGUUGCACUUCAAAUGAUGAAUGUCCUCUGGACAAAGCUUGUAUUAAUUCGGAUUGUCAAAUACCAUGCCAAGUGUACAAUCCUUGUGCACCAUCCAAUUCCAUCUGUACAAAUGAAAAUCAUCAAGCCACAUGCCGAUGCCUUCCAUCGUUUAUCGGAAAUCCUUACAUCUCUUGUGAUCCUGAGCCCAAGCCAGAAUGCGUCACGGAUGCAGACUGUCCCUCUCAACUUGCUUGCAUUGAUGACCGAUGCCAACAGCCUUGUCAUGUCCUACGACCUUGUCUCUCACCUGCUACUUGCAAAGUGGUUGACUCUGUCCCCGUCAGAACUAUGAUUUGCAUCUGUCCUGACGGAUACGCAGGUGGAAAUGAUGGAACAUGUCGACCCGUUAAAUCUUUGACCACUGUUGGAUGUACGUCGGACUCUGAAUGCGGAGAAGAACACGCUUGCAUCAAUGCCAUUUGCCGCUCACCUUGUCAAUGCGGUCCGGGAGCAAAUUGUCGAAUUGUCAACCACAAGCCAAUUUGCACAUGCUUAGAAUUUUAUGAAGGAAAUCCAGACUAUGGUUGUUAUCCUGUGGGAUGCCGAUCAAACAAUGAUUGUCCAACAACGCACGCUUGUCUGAACAGAAAUUGCGAACCGGUCUGCGCCCCAUCACCAACACCACCUUGUGCCAGAAACGCUGUCUGUCAUGGAAUUGCUCAUACAGCUAUCUGCAAAUGUCCAGCGGGUGCUCACGGUGACCCAUACGUUUCCUGUAUAACGAUUGGAUGUGAAACAUCAGAACAAUGUCCAUCUGACAAGUCAUGCAUCAAUUCUCGCUGCGAGUCUCCUUGCGCAAUAAACGAUCCUUGCGCUUCUCCAUCAGAGUGCAGAGUUCAUGGUCACGUCGCCAAUUGUACCUGUCCACCAGGAUUCUCUGGCAGUCGAGGAACUAGUUGUCAAAAGGUUAAAAUCGGUUGCGAGAAAGAUGAAGAAUGUCCUUCACAACUUGCCUGCAUUGACACGACCUGCAAGAACCCUUGUCUAAUUGGUGAACCUUGUGGAGUGAACGCUCAAUGCAGAGUGGUAGACACGCUCCCAGUUAGAACCAUGAUUUGCGAAUGCUUACCCGGAUAUCGAGGAAAUGCUGCAAUCAAGUGUGACUUACCUCCAGUUUGUCCAUUUGACAAAGGCUACGUGUUGGACGCCAAUGGCAAAUGCAUCUGUCCACCUGGAUUCGGUCUGGAUGAGAAUGACAAUUGUAUUCCAUGUCCGUUUGAAGAGGGCUAUAAAGUGAAUGAGCGAGGAAGAUGUAUUUGUGCCACUGACAGAGGAAUGGUUAUCGACAACCAAGGAAAAUGUAUUUGUCCCGUCGAACAGAAAUAUGUUCUGAGGAAUGGCUAUUGCGAACCAAUCCCACCAGAUUGUGUAGUUGAUGAUGACUGCCCAGACGAUAGAUUCUGUUACACAAAGAAUAGCACGUGUAUCACUCCGUGCCUACCGGAAGUGUGCCCCACAACAGCGUACUGCUUAGCUAUCCACCAUGCCGCUGUUUGUCAAUGUCCAGAGGGUACGAAAGGAAAUCCUACACCAGCCGACGGCUGCGUUCCAUUACCAAAAGCUCGAACCGAUUUCCCAUCUCCAGCAAUGACGGUUAACUGCUUAGCGGAUGGAGUUCAAGUCGAUGUCAAUAUUCAGAAAACGGAACCAUACGUAACCCAAGGAGAGUUUAAUGGUUUACUAUACGUCAAGGGAUACUCGAAGGAUCCCAACUGUCGAAAAUCUGUCCUCUCUGUGGACGAUGGGCCGGUAGAUUUCAAGGUCAAGUUUGGUACUUGCGGAUUGGAACACAAAGAUGGCGAAGCCGGAUUUGUUUUGGUAAUUCAAAAGCACCCAAAACUCGUCACCUAUAAUGCACAAGCUUACCACAUCAAGUGCGUCUACAUGACCGGAGAGAAAACAAUUACUCUAGGAUUCAACGUGUCCAUGCUCACAACGGCAGGCACGAUCGCAAAUACUGGCCCACCUCCAACUUGCGUCAUGAAAAUAGUGACCGCUACCGGUGGCGAAAUCACUUCAGCUGAAAUAGGAGAAUCAUUGAUGCUUCGUGUAGAAGUACAACCUCAAACAAUUUACGGAGGUUUUGCAAGAAACUGUGUCGCUAAAACAAUGGACGGAGAUGCUGAGAACGAAUAUUUAGUGACUGAUGAAAACGGAUGUGCUACUGAUCCAUCUAUAUUUGGGGAAUGGGAAGUAGAUCCCAACAACUUGUUGUUACUUGCGCAUUUCAAUGCCUUCAAGUUCCCAAGUAGUAGCAGCAUAAAGUUCCAAUGUAAUGUGAGAGUCUGUUUUGGAAAGUGCCAACCGGUGAAUUGCCGUGGUCAAAAUGCUUUCGGAAGAAGAAAACGACAAAUCUUUGAUGAUACGGAUGCUAGCUUGUCAACUUCCGUUUCUGAUUACGUCGGCCAACUAAGAGAAGAAGUAACUGUACAGUCUAAUCCUAUUUUAGCUUUAGAACGUCGUGAAGAACGACUCACAGAUCCAUCCGAAGCCCAACAAGUUCAAAAGGAGGAAGUCUGCGUGUCCAUGGUGGGCUUUAUCAUAUCUCUGAUAUUAACGGCUCUCCUGGCCCUUGUCGCAGUCGCAGUUGCAGUCUCGUGUUGGCUCCUCGCGUACAGAAGAAGGCCGAAAGUGGACGGGCCACUCCCGCAUCCUCCAGAAUUUCCAAACCCACUCUUCACAACGCCAGAACCCCUUGCAGAACCUUCUCCUGAUUAUCUCUCGUAGUAUUUAAGUAAUUAAUUAAGUUAGGCUUUUUUAUUCCAAUCUGUACAUUUGUUUUGUGUGGUGACGUGUGCAUGUGUAAGCGAGUCGUCGUCGUCGCCAUCGUCGUCAUUGUAAUGGUCGUCAUUUAAAAAAAAAACUGGCUGCUGAUGAUAAUGAUGUCGAUGCAUAUUUAUAAGAGUACAAGAAACAUUGUUAGAACGAGGAGAGGAGUAUAAGUCAUAAAGAUGUGCAUGAUCUGUUGUAUGAAACGUGUGUGUUUUAUACCGUUUUAAAUGUAACCGUUUUUAUAUCUUUUGUAUUUUUCUACGACAAAUGCGUACUAAUCCAAAAAAGUGUGAUGGAUGGGUGUGGGGUCCAGCGCCAUAUUAGUCUCUCCUUCUUCGCUCCCCGUCCUCCCCUCGCCCAACCACUCGAAAACCAACCAUGUUAACGGAUUUUAUAGCAUAGAUGGAAGAAAAUAGAUCUUUGACACUGACAAAAAUGUGAUUUUGAAGCCUGACUUAUACCUUUUUUCUUUCUAGUGGUAAUGGGACAAGUCUUGUAUAUCGACUUAUCGGUUUUUCAUCAUGGUUGCUGGUCACUUUGUAAUGGGUAUUAAUAUUAAUGUGGUAAUAAUAUUAAUAUAUGAUUAAUUAAGUAUAUAAUGAAUAAUAUAUGCACCACCAUUUUUACCAUGUACUAAGAAACGUGUAUGUUUUUUAUAGUCUGUUAUUAAUUUGUUUGUUAAUCAACUUUUUUUAGCCGUAGAGCAUUUAACUGUUGAUGUACACAGCACACAGUCAAUUUGUUAACCAGUUUUUUAUAUAAUUUGUUAUUGUUAACAGUGUAACCAAAAACUAAUAAUAAAUCUGUAAAAAAUUUAUA
This is a messenger RNA of Folsomia candida, 37513 nucleotides long. RefSeq lists its product as uncharacterized. The coding region runs from base 347 to 36649 and encodes 12100 amino acids. NCBI's taxonomy places the organism in Eukaryota, Metazoa, Arthropoda, Collembola, Entomobryomorpha, Isotomidae. The transcript is spliced from 202 exons. Gene Ontology annotation, molecular function: calcium ion binding. The record is from RefSeq and is a predicted model, not a curated record.